Emiliania huxleyi CCMP1516 is the source of this 321-nucleotide messenger RNA. RefSeq lists its product as hypothetical. The transcript is spliced from 2 exons. The record is from RefSeq and is a predicted model, not a curated record. The coding region runs from base 1 to 321 and encodes 106 amino acids. NCBI's taxonomy places the organism in Eukaryota, Haptophyta, Isochrysidales, Noelaerhabdaceae.
AUGGACGACAUAUUCUCCAGCUUCGCGCCGAAGCGCGAGCAGCGGGAUGCGGCGCGACAGCAGCAGGCGGCGGCGGCCGAGGAGGCGGCCGCCGCCGCCUCGGCGGCGGCCAAGCGGGCCAAGAAGCGCAAGCGUGACAAGGUGAUCGAUCCUGUCUUUGGCGAGGAGUACGACCUGGACCGCGCGGUCGACCCGCAGAACGCAAAGGUCCACCGCCACGACAGCUCGAGCGGGCUGAGGGUUUACAAGGCGCACGACCUUGGCCUUGGCCGAGGGGGGGGCACGCCGCUGUGCCCUUUUGACUGCAAGUGCUGUUUCUGA